Daucus carota subsp. sativus is the source of this 1185-nucleotide messenger RNA. RefSeq names its product pirin-like protein. The record is from RefSeq and is a predicted model, not a curated record. Lineage: Eukaryota; Viridiplantae; Streptophyta; Magnoliopsida; Apiales; Apiaceae. The transcript is spliced from 7 exons. The coding region runs from base 3 to 1001 and encodes 332 amino acids.
AGAUGGGAGAUCAACAGAAAGUCAGCCACAUAUCAUACAAACACAAUACCCACAUGCUUUCAAACAUAUUUAACAGAGCAGUUGCAAUAUUUCCAAGAACACACAGAGUUACAAUGUCUUCUGCAUCAGGCCAAGCCUCUGUUUUUGAGGAACCAAGAAUUGUGGUCAAGAAGCUUCUAGCAAGAGCUCAGAGGGAAGGUGAUGGUGCUGUUGUUAGGAGAAGCAUCGGAAGACAUGAGUUGAAGUACUUGGAUCCUUUCCUCAUGCUGGAUGAAUUUACUGUUACACCUCCUGCUGGAUUUCCAGAUCAUCCCCACAGAGGAUUUGAGACUGUAACAUAUAUGCUGCAGGGAGCAUUUACACAUCAAGAUUUCGCGGGGCAUAAGGGCACAAUUGGAGCAGGGGAUGUCCAGUGGAUGACAGCGGGAAGAGGGAUAGUUCAUUCGGAGAUGCCUGUUGGAGAGGGACUCCAAACCGGCCUGCAACUAUGGAUCAAUCUUUCAUCCAAGGACAAAAUGGUUGAACCUAAUUAUCAAGAACUGCUAAGUGAUGACAUUAAAAGGGUUGAAACUGAUGGCGUUGAAGUGAAGAUCAUAGCAGGAGAAUCAAUGGGAGUCGAGUCCCCAGUUUACACGCGAACACCAACAAUGUUUCUUGAUUUCACCCUCCAGUCCAAAGCCCAAGUGAACCAAAAAAUCCCCGAAUCUUGGAACUCAUUUGUCUAUGUCAUUGAAGGAGAAGGCGUUUUCGGGUCAUUGGACUCAUCACCUGUACCUGCUCACCAUGUCUUGGUGUUAAGUCCUGGUGAUGGUUUGAGCGUAUGGAACAAGUCCUCUAAGGCCCUGAGGUUCGCGCUCAUUGGGGGCGAGCCACUGAAUGAGCCAGUGGCUCGAUAUGGUCCUUUUGUGAUGAAUACACAUGAAGAAAUUGAUCAGACUAUACAAGACUAUCAGCAUUGCAAGAAUGGCUUUGAAAUGGCUAAGUAUUGGAAGUCUCAAUAGUGUAAGAACACAAAGUUUAUGGCCAACUAAAUUUUUUUCUGUCACCAUCCAAGCAACAACUAAUAAAGUUAUACUUAUGGGAUCAAGAUUUCAGGUUUCUAGAAACUUGAAUGGGUUGCUUUGAAGCUACAUGACUUGCUUGUUUUAGUCACUUACUUUCAAAUUUAUUUUUUAUUUGCUCUCA